This is a messenger RNA of Orcinus orca (killer whale), 6168 nucleotides long. It is a transcript of the gene NCMAP, whose product is annotated as non-compact myelin associated protein. The record is from RefSeq and is a predicted model, not a curated record. The transcript is spliced from 6 exons. Gene Ontology annotation, biological process: regulation of myelination; peripheral nervous system myelin formation. Gene Ontology annotation, molecular function: structural constituent of myelin sheath. Bases 3499 to 3807 code for a protein of 102 amino acids. Lineage: Eukaryota; Metazoa; Chordata; Mammalia; Artiodactyla; Delphinidae. Gene Ontology annotation, cellular component: Schmidt-Lanterman incisure; plasma membrane; paranode region of axon.
CUCCUGGAGAUAUAUAUCCCAAGAGUAUCCCAAAGAUGUUCUCAUGCAGGUCCGUAAGGAGACGUCUUGAGAAUGUUCAUUGUGCCGUUAUUUAUGGAGGCAAGCCGGUGUCCCCAACUGGGAAAUUGACACUGUGGAGAACUACACAUCAAGAGAGUAACCAUGCACACAACAGCAUGGAUGGGUCUGAAAAACAGAGCUGAAUGACAAAAGUGAGAGUGAGAUGUAUAUAACAGUUGCAUUACAUAAAUUAAAAUACAAAGACAGUAAUCACUAUGCAAGAAUAUAUACAAAUAAAAAGACAUUAAACACAUAUAUAUAUACAUAAGAGACAUCCUGCGUGGAUCAGUGAUGAUAAUGUGCUGGGAACUGAGAAGUCUGAUUUACUAUUAGACUUUACAUAACCUUUUUUUUUUUUUUUCAGUCAGUGUUUUUAAAUGCCACUUUUUAUUGACAGCCAUCUGGAGUGGGGAUGAGGUGUGUUUUAUGACACUUGGCCAAGGUGAAUAUUUUAAAAAAAAUUUUAUUGGAGUAUAAUUGAUUUACAAUGUUGUGUUAGUUUCAGGUGCACAGCAAAGUGACUCUGUUACACAUAUACAUAUAUCCACUCUUUUUUAAGAUUCUUUUCCCAUAUAGGCCAUUACAGAGUAUUGAGUAGAGUUCCCUGUGCUAUACAGUAGGUCCUUAUUAGUUAUCUGUUUUAUAUAUAGUAGUGUAUAUAUGUCAAUACCAAUCUUCCAACUUAUCCCUCCUCCUACCCUUACCCCCUGGUAACGGUAAGUUUAUUUUCUACAUCUGUAACUGUUUCUGUUUUGUAGAUAAGUUCAUUUGUACCCUUUUAUUUAGAUUCCACAUAAAAGCAAUAUCACAUGAUAUUUGUCUUUCUCUGUCUGACUUCACUCAGUAUGACAAUCUCUGGGUCCAUCCAUGUUGCUUCAAAUGGCAUUAUUUCAUAUAUAACCUUUAUAUAGACUUUAAGAAACUACUAAUACAUACCUCAGUCUCUUUCCUCCCUUGAUUCUACAUUGUUUAAAAUUUUUAUGUUAUUUUUCUUUAUUAUUGCUGUAGAAGAAAAUAUUUUGCUGUGAUUUGUUUAGGUGAAAUGCAGAUUUUAUUGGAGGUAUUUGCCUUUUAGGAUAAAUAUUUCAGAAAAAUGUCAGGAAUGCCUAUUCUGAUGCUAGAUGUGUGUAUAUUAAUGCUUUCUCCAAGUAAGUUACAUAGAUUCUUUAUUAACUGUACUCCCAUAUGGAUGGAAAAAAAUAUACCCACCAUUCAUGGUUCUCUGAGCUACAGAUAAGCAUUGCAUGUGGUUUGACUCUAGAUUCACCAUUUCCUUUUGCUUCAAAGAAGUAAUCAAGUUAUUUCUUGGCCUGGUGCUGCCUUUCUUCCAUGUGUUUUGAAUAAUUGAAAUCUUUAAUGGAAAAUUAUACAGUUUUCUGUCCUGAGAGAUCUGAGUAGGCCCCCUGGCCCCAGAGCAGGUAAUUAGACCACAAAUGAUUUCUCAGCGGUUGCCUGGGUAAGUCCUGUGAAUAAAAGGUCUUUAAUGGGCCAGAUUUACACGUCUUCUAUUACUUAUUUCCUUGAUAACUUGAGUCAUUUCCUAGACUAUUUAUUAGAAAUUUCUAACAACUGUUGGAAAGUCUAGAAUGGAGAUGUCUCCUUUCCAAAUGAGAAGCAGCCCUUGGGCAUUGAUUGACCAGUGCCACCUGCUAAUUCUAAUGAAUUAGUGGGUUCCUUUGUGAAAGAGACAGAGCUGCCCUCCAACUUGGUUCCAGUCUUCAAUUUCCCUUCACCAUCCAUUCAGGAAUGGAGCACCUUAAAAUGUGUUUUCCUGGAGAGGGGCUUACGAAUUGUUCAUACUGGAAUAAAAUUAAACUGCAGGCUUAAUAAAAACCCAUUGAGGAGGACAUUAGUUAUCUACUACUGCAUAAUAAAUUACUGCAGAAUUUAGCAUCUUAAAACAACAGAGCAUUUAUUUAUUAUCUCACAGUCUCUGAGAGUCAGGAGUCUGGGGCUGUCUGAAGGUGAAGGCCUAGGGUCUCUCAGAAGUUUCCAUUGAGUAGUCAGCUUGGGCUGCAGUCACCUGACGGGACUGGAAGACCCGCCUCCGGGCUCACUGCAGGGCUGUUGGCGGGAGGCUUUGGUUCCUCACCACAGGGCCUCCCCGUCGGUGCACACAGGGCAUAGAAGCUGGCUUUCCCCAGAGUGAGGGAUCAGAGAGAGAACCCAAUAUGGAGUCUUUUUUUUAUAUGAAGUAUUUUUAUUUUAUAAAUUUAUUUAUGGAUUUAUUUUUUGGCUGUGUUGGGUCUUCAUUGCUGCUCAUGGGCUUUCUCUAGUUGCGGCGAGCGGGGGCUACUCUUCAUUGUGGUGCGCGGGCUUCUCAUUGCGGUGGCUUCUCUUGCUGUGGAGCACGGGCUCUAGGGUGUGCAUGCUCGGUAGCUGUGGCGCAGGGCUUAGUUGCUCCGAGGCAUCUGGUGUCUUCCGGGACCAGAGCUCAAACCUGUGUCCCCUGCAUUAGCAGGCAGAUUCUUAACUACUGCACCACCAGGGAAGCCCCUGGAGUCUUUUUAUAACCUAAACUCAGAAGUGCUAUCCCAUCACUUCUGCCGUAUGCUGUUGGUCACACAGACCAACCCUGGUACCAAAUGGGAGGGGAGGAAGGGUGCUCAAACGAUCCUGAGAGGGAAAUGUAAAGCUCUAAACACCUAGAUUAAGAGAAGGGUAAAGAAUUAAUUCUUUCCCUUCAUCUCUCAGCUCUCCUUAUUCUAACUCUUUAGUGGUCACUUCAUCCCCUCUUACGGCAAAAAGGACUUUCCUCUCAGAGUAGAGAACAAGGCAGCAAACAGGUAGACGGAGAACUUUCUAGAGUCCCAACCUAGGGGAGGAUUCUGAUUGGCUUGGUUGGAUGACAUGCCCAUCCCUGUGGCCAGGUGGGCAAGUCCUUUACCCCAGAAAGGGAAACAGAAGAAGGGCAGACAAAAACACCAUGUAUGUACUUCAGCAUACUGAUGAGUGUUAUAAAGCCUAAAAGGUGACAGCAUUUUACCGAUUGGUGAAUUUGUCAGAUUUUAGCAAUCUAACAGAUAAGCAGUGUUUGUUUUUUAAUCUGGUAUUUAUUUUUUACCAUCCAACUGAUUCCAGGCAAGAUAUGAAGAGUAAAUUUUAAGGGAGUCUUAUAAACGUACCCAAAAUAACUUGUGAUACAGAGGUUUCUGACACAGAUCUUCCAUGAUAAUUUACCACAGAACUUCCUUAGGAUCUUGACGUCAAGUGACAAACAACACCAGUACCACAGUCUUCCAUGUUACACUGAGAGACAUGUACUCAGAAUCCAUGAAGAACGUUAUUUUAUCACUACUCUAAAUUUUUGAUAGGAGAAUUGUGCUUGAUGCUGUGGAGGACACACAGGUGAACAGGACCCGAGAAGCUCAUGGUCUGUUCGGAGAGGAAGAAUAACAACCACCUUGUCCAGAACAGAAGCAAGUGAAGCAGGUCGAGAUGACCACAGCUACCCCUUUGGGGAGUACCACCUUCUUCUCAUUGAACAUGACCACCAGAGGAGAAGACUUUCUGUACAAGAGUUCGGGAGCCAUCGUUGCCGCCAUUGUGGUGGUUGUCAUCAUCAUCUUCACCGUGGUUCUGAUCUUGCUGAAGAUGUACAACAGGAAAAUGAGGACAAGACGGGAGCUGGAGCCCAAGGUCCCCAAGCCAGCCUCCCCUUCUGCCCUGGGCCCAAACAGCAACAGCAGCCAACACCCUGCAACUGUGACCUUCAGCCCUGUUGACGUCCACGUGGAGACUCGGUGACCCCCCAUCCUGGGUGCUGUCUCGGCCACUGUCCAAAGAGCCUUCAGUCAAGACCAAGAAGCACAUUUCUCCUCUGGCAGCUUCACUAUGAGUUUGUUCCGGUCAGGUCAACAGGGGCAUCUCUUAUGCAAUCCCUGAUGCUUCAGGCAACCCCCAACCCCAUCCUGCCGGGCCCCACCCCAGGUACGUCCAUAUCCCUGCUGCCACCCUUCCAAAAAGCUGUGCUAUUUUGGGAAUCCACUGCUGUGGGUUUAGCUGUCUCCCCGCAAACACAAUAGCUAGACAGACAGACAGGCAGAUAGCCCAGGAGUCUUCUGGUCAGGAGUCAGGGGUCAGGGCAUGCUCCUUAGAGGGUCUGCCCUGAGGUCAUAUCAGAGGAAGGGCCAUAUCCACAGCUUUGUAGAGCAAAAUAGUCAAUCCCAUAAUCAGGCACAGGGGAGCUAACUUGGACUAACUCACCAACAACCCAGCUUGUUAAUUUAUAACUUGUUCCAGUGCUAAAUGACUGCUAGCUAGCUCAUGAUCAUCGAUCAGCACAUUUCUCCCUCUUUAAGAAAGGUUUUGGGAAAAACUGGUUUCUUCUCCAAAGGUGUCUACUUCUUUAGUAAAGAGUCAAAGUCGAAGACAUAGGAUGACCUUGAGGAAGAACGGCAUCUAGGAUGAAAGCUUGUUGUAGCGUCCAUGGGCCUGGAAUAAGCCUGGUGUCUGUUCAGGGCCCCUCCCCCCACACCCCCCCCCCCCCACGGGGGCUGGAUUAACCUUGACUCAGUCUCAUUUCUUGGCUUCCCUCUAUUUGGAUUCUGAGCAAUCCUCACUCUCCAGUUACCAUCUUACCUCCAAGGUCCAGUAUUUGGAGACUGAUUAGAUUACAACUCUAUUUAUGUUACCUCUGCCCUUCCUGGUCACCUUGCAAAGAUUCAGGAUAUAUUCAAAGCACCACAUUCACAAACCAUUCCUCCGGACAGAGCUCAUCUCUUUGACACUUCAGCCUGGAGAACAAUCUACUGAAAGAGGAAAGCAUUUUGGAAUUAAGAAGACCUGCCUUCCAAGCCCUAUUUCCUGGUUUUGUGGCCUUGGGAAAGUGACUUGACCCCUCCGUAUUCUGUUUCCUAACAUGAAAUGGGAAUAACGUCUGCCUCACUGGGUGACUAUGACAAGCCAGGGACUUAGUAAAACAGCUUAGGUAGCACCUGGCGCCCAGCAGAUGCUUUAUAAAUGGGAGCCAGCAUUAUUAUUAUGAAUUUCUUCCAUUGUAAGACAUACACUUGUUCCCAUUUUAAUGAUUCUGAAAUCAGAAUAUGUCUUAAAAUGGAUGGGUCCACUAAUGAGGUUGCAUUUUUUUUCUCUCUCUCUCUCAAAAAGCUGUUCUUUAGCCAGUUGUGCCUUUUACAGUUGAAGGCAUCUUGGAAACAAGGUAAUAAAUCUGUAUUCUGUUACAGACAGUGACACACUCUGACAUUUAACCUUAAACUCUAGGAGUCUCUCCUUCUGAGGGAAAUCUCUUUUGAGGGAAAACUGAGGGUCAGGAGGUAAGAAGACGGACACAGGGUCACACAGUUCAUGUCAUCCCACUAUAAAAAUGCUCACUUGAAUAUAUCUGGAGAAAUACAGGCAAAUUCUUUCUCCCCAGACAUCUCUUCUCCCUCCUGUGUUUAAAUAUCCGCCAGACACUUUGCAAGGUGUUUUACAUAAGUUAUGUCAUGGGAUUUAUUUUUCCCAAUAACCCUGGGAGGUAUUAUUUUUCCCAUUUGCCAAUGAGAAUUUCAAACUCAAGAAGAAAAAAUACUUGCUCAAAGUCUCACAGCUUGUGAGACAGUAAGUUGCAAAGACAAGACUCAAACCGUGGCCUCUUUGACUCCAAAGUCCAUCUUUUUGUUGUAUCACACUCUUCCCUGACAUCCUGGCUCAAAGAACAUGGAUUCUUUUGUGAGCUGAGCAAGAGGAGGACAGGCUUACCCAUGUGUCUGAGUGGAGGUCGGGGGUCAGCUUCCACACCAAAGGUGGGGCAAAGCCACUUUGGUAGCCUCCUCUGGGCUUCCAUGAUUGUAGACAAAGGGGCCGUUUCCAAAUCCAUCCAAGCUCUAAGGAUUUCUGCUUCAUUCCCCCACCACUUAGGCCCAAGGAGCAAGGCAUGAGAUGGCCUCGAACCAGGACAAAGCCAUUUAAGGACUCAAGCCCACAUAGAUAUGUUUCCCAGAUGUAUUCUGCUUUAAAAAAAUUAGGGCUUCCCUGGGCUUCCCUGGUGGCGCAGUGGUUGAGAGUCCGCCUGCCGAUGCAGAGGACAUGGGUUCGUGCCCCGGUCCGGGAAGAUCCCACAUGCCGCGGAGCGGCUGGGCCCGUGAGCCACGGCCGCUGAGCCUG